This is a messenger RNA of Candida albicans SC5314, 1752 nucleotides long. RefSeq names its product Uga32p (gene UGA32). Gene Ontology annotation, biological process: positive regulation of transcription by RNA polymerase II. Gene Ontology annotation, cellular component: nucleus. Gene Ontology annotation, molecular function: zinc ion binding; transcription cis-regulatory region binding; DNA-binding transcription factor activity, RNA polymerase II-specific. The transcript has a single exon. The coding region runs from base 1 to 1752 and encodes 583 amino acids. The record is from RefSeq and is a predicted model, not a curated record. Lineage: Eukaryota; Fungi; Ascomycota; Pichiomycetes; Serinales; Debaryomycetaceae.
AUGUUCUACGUAUUCGAUUUAACAUCAAAUGAAACUAUAGCAACAGACACCCUGCAAGCGCAUGAAUUACAACCUACCACCACACCUUCAAAUCAACAACACAUCAAAUUAAGAACAAUUCUAAACACACUGAAGAGAAGUAGAACUGGAUGCCUUCAAUGUCGAGCACGAAAGAAAAAAUGCAAUGAAGAGCACCCCGUUUGUGGUUCAUGCAAACGCCGCAAAGUUAAUUGUAGUUGGAGAGUUACGUCUAAGUUUAAGAUUCUCAAAAAUGGACACCAAGAAAAUUCUACUUCAUCGGAGGAAAUACAAGAGUCAAAUUAUACAAGAGUCGAUAACCAAUCAACAAAUGAUGACCCACCGGAUCAAAACAUUCUAAGAGGAUCAGACAAGGCUCUACACCAAAAAUCAGAUAACACUGAUAUCAUAAGCUUGGAUAAAAACUUAUCCAGUAUUUCCCCCAAAUACUUGUCAGAACCUGGAUAUGACUUUCUGGAUUUGAGUUUCUUAGAACAUUGCAUCCCGUCGCCAAUUAAUUCACAUAUUUUCCAACCUUUUAAAUAUUUGAACGUACAAGGAUUAUACUUUCUUGAUGGGUUUAUUGCCAACGUCGCCAAAAAGUUUUCCAUUGGACACGAGUCAUCGAAUUACAUAUUGAAAACAUUUUACCAACUAAGUGAGGAACACGAAGCAGUUUCCUACGCGUUAGCAGCAUGGGGUGGUAUAUUUAUCGAAGGAGGAUUCACGGAAAAUGUCAAUCAUUUUCUUGGAGAAGCCAUCUUCAAAAUGUCUCAAGAAUAUCCCAAUUUGAAUAAUAUAUCGAAAAAAGAUGUUUAUAUUCUACUCAAUUACUAUUUGGUUUACAUUGGAUUGCAAGUUUGUGCUGGUGAUGUUUCUCAAUGGCAUCAAAUAUUCCAUAGAACAAUUGAUUUAGUAAAAAGACAAGGAGGUUUGAGCAGUAUAAUUGAAAUGUUUGAUUGCUCCAAUGAAAUUAAAUGGCUUCUUUCUGAUAUCCAGUACCAUGACAUAUUAUCCCUGAAUACUUUCCAAAAAGGUACUAUGUUGCCAAUGGAAGAAUACAAUUCAGUUUUCAAAGAGGCAAAAAUCUUGGAGUUAGGGAAUUAUGGGUUAGAUCCGUUCCAAGGAUGUAUACAACCAAUCUAUUUGGUGUUGGGUGAAAUCACGUCACUGGCAGUAGACUUGAGACUUCGACAACAUGAAAUUGAAAUCGACGGAGAUAUUACACUGCGGUUGGAGUUUUACCACGAAGCAGAUAAAUGCUAUAGAGAUUUGAGUUACAAAAUAAGUAACUGCAUACCCAAUAUAGAACAGAUGAAGUUAAUUAAAGACGAUAGAUAUGAGCUAGAGUUGCAUCUAACGUUGUUUGAAGUGUAUCUGCUUACAUGCCAGUUGUGUCUAAACUAUCUUAUCAAGAAGUUACCUGCCAAUACUUUAGAUAUGCAAUUGUUGGUGCUAAAUUGUUUAGCUCUGAUUGAUAUUUUGAUCGACACAAAAAUGAAAAGCGCAUUAUCGUUUCUGUUAUUGGUGUGUGGGAUUACCUGUUGUUCCAAAAAUGACAGGUCUAGUAUGUUGAAUAGAUUUAAAAUAGUUAGUGAUGAUUACAAGGCAGGUAAUGUAACACUAAUAAAGAGUAUUGUUGAAAAAGUUUGGGAAAGAAAUCAAAAUGGUCAAUUGUGUGUCGAUUGGUUGACCAUAUGUCAAGAAAACAAUUGGAACAUCUCAUUUUGCUAA